This is a messenger RNA of Suncus etruscus (white-toothed pygmy shrew), 1302 nucleotides long. RefSeq names its product cholinergic receptor nicotinic alpha 6 subunit (gene CHRNA6). Gene Ontology annotation, molecular function: transmembrane signaling receptor activity; acetylcholine-gated monoatomic cation-selective channel activity. Gene Ontology annotation, biological process: nervous system process; chemical synaptic transmission; regulation of membrane potential. Gene Ontology annotation, cellular component: neuron projection; postsynaptic membrane; synapse. Lineage: Eukaryota; Metazoa; Chordata; Mammalia; Eulipotyphla; Soricidae. The record is from RefSeq and is a predicted model, not a curated record.
AUGGUGAAUUACGAUGUCACAGUGGUGGCACAUUAUAAUGUCCAUUAUCCAGGAGUAAGUUCUAAGUACUACCAGAGCUGUGUUCCUGCAGAUAAAAUUUGGAGGCUUGACAUUGUUCUUUAUAACAAUUGUCUUGGUGACUUCUAACUUGAAGGCAAAAGAAAUACUCCUUUGAAAUAGGAUGGUAUGAUAACCUGGACUCCACCAGCUGCAUUCAAGUGUUCCUGUCCUAUGUUUAUUACCCUUUACCCUUUGACUAUCAAAAUUUUAUUAUUAAAAAAUUGUCCCCUAAAAUUUGGUUUCUGGACAUAUGAUAAAGCUGAAAUUAAUCUUAUAAUAAUUGAUUCUAAAGUAGGUAUGAAUGAAUUUUGGGAGAACAAAUGGGAAAUAGUUGAUGCUUUUGGCUAGAAACAUGACAUAAAAUACAACUGUUGUGAAGAGAUAAACACAGAUAUAACCUAUUCUUUUUACAUUAGAAGAUUGCCAAUGUCAUCUGCCAUUUAUUUAAUCAUUUUUUUAAUUUCAUUUAUAACUGUGUUGGUCUUUGAUAUUCCUUCUGACUGUGAAGGAAAAGUGAUACUUUGCAUGUAAGUUCUGCUUUAUUUAACUGUGUUUUCCUUAAUCACAGAAACAAUCUCAUCCACAUCUCUUGUGAUCCUACUGGUUGGGGACAAUCUAUUGCUCACCAUGAUCUUUGUUACUCUCUCCAUUAUAGUGACUGUAUUUGUAUUGAACAUACACCUGAUUCCCACCACUCAUACAAUGUCCAAAUGGGUGAAGAUGGCUUUCGUCAGAAACUACCCUGAGAUACUGUUGAGAAGAAAGUCUCUGGACAAGCAGAGGGACACAGAUUUGGGUAAGUCUCCCAAGGACACUUCCGUUAAGGCAGCCAAAGUCAAAUCUGAAAAGUACAGAGAGCCCAAACUUCUGAAAGAAUGCUGCCAUUGUCAUAAAUUAAGUAAGCUUGCCACCAGCAAGAGAAGAUUGUCAGCCUUUAGGGUUACUAAAAAUUUGGAGCAUUUAUCUGAAAUUAAAGAUGUGAUUAAUAGUGUUCAAUUCAUAGCAGAAAGUAUGAAAUGCCAAAAUGAGAAAAAGAAGGUAUAAGAUGACUGGGAAAAUGUGGCCAUGGUAGUGGAUAGUGUCUUUCUUUAGAUAUUUAUAAUUGUAUGUUAAACUACAUGUUUAUUUCUACAGCCACUACUGGAAAAUCACAGUAAAAUCUUAAGGAUUUUAUGUUCAGAAACUUACAAACAUAAUAUUGCUUCUGUCUGUCAUAGGCAAAAAAUGAUGGAGUUGGUUUAG